CGGGCCUCCCCCUGAGCCCCGCAGCCGCCGCGGCCCGGGCCGGGGCAGGAAGGAGGCGGGAGGCGCCAUGUUGAGGCCCGCUGCGGAGGUUUAAAAAUGUCUGACCUGAAAAAUAUUGUACACAGAACCCAUUGUAUUGAAAAGCUACUGUCUGAGAAGAAUUUUGAAGAUGUUGAGCAUCAUCUUAAAGAGCUUGAAGAUGUUGAUAUGACUGUAGGGUAUCUUCAGGGAACAGAAAUUGUCAAGGCUGUAUACCUAGUACUCAAGAACUGCCCUUCAGUGGAGUUGAAAAAGAAAGCAAAGCAGUUAUUAUCAAGGUGGAAAACACUUUACAAGAGUAACUGUGCUCAGUCAGUGCAAGUUAAAAAGUUGGUUUCUGUGUGCGUGAAAGAGGAAAUUGAACAUCUCGAUGUGGUUCCCAGAGAGCAGUUGCUGUCUGAAAGACGGUGUGAACAGGAGGCAUUAGAUGCUACUAGUUCUAAAGUUUUGGUCCCCUUUCAAACUGUUAAAAAUGUGGUACAUAACAAUGCAGAAAGCAGCAUGAAUCAGCUUUCUUCACUUGAGGAACGACACAUUGAUAGUGAAGAUUCUAAACCUCUUGUUAACGAAGCAGGUCUGCAGCAGGAUCCAAUGAGAGCUCUGAGGUGUAAAUGUAGUGAUCUUCUUUAUAAAGCUUUGGCUGAUUCCGCCAAAGAUGAACAAGAAACGGAUAAAUGGCUAGAGCUAUCUAAAGAAAUUGAAGAACAUAUUUUUGCUCUUCAUGCUAAAAAUGACAAAAAGUAUAAAAACUGCAUCAGAAGCAAAAUCUCUAACCUGAAGAACCCUAAAAGUUGCCACUUAAAACAUAACCUUUUUUCAGGGACUUUGAGUCCAAAGGCUUUUGCUGAGAUGACAGUGAUGGAAAUGGCCAGCAACGAACUGAAAGAGCUCAGGGCUUUGUACACAGAAUCAUCUGUUAGGGAACAUCAGCUCCCACAAGUUGUUAAUGGCACACAGACAAACAAAAUAAAGUGUAGGCGCUGUGAAAAAUUUGACUGCACCGUCACUAUGAUCGCCAGGGGAACUCUCUUUCUUCCAGGUUGGGUGCGAAACACAAAUCCAGAUGAACAAAUGUUAACUUAUGUUAUUUGUAAUGAAUGUGGAGAACAGUGGUAUCACAGCAGAUGGAUUUGUUUUUAACACUAUCCCUCCUUAAUAAAUGGUUAAAAACAUAAGCAUGAGAAGGCAUUUCUGUUGAAACUGUAUAAUUUAAAAUUUUGUAUUGAUAUUUUGUAGAUGCUGCCACUAAAAAGUGCAAAAUCAGUUUUUAAAAAUUGCUGCAUUGUUUUUGAAGAUGAAUAAAUCUAUGUGUUUUCAAGUAAUGUCAGUAUGUAAAGAAAUAAAAGUAAAAAGGGAAAAAAAUGGUAACACUACAUUUGAGAGAGAUGUAUUCACUAGAAAACCUAUUGAAAAUAUUCCAAGUGCUGCAUUUAUUUCCCCAAGAUUCUGAGUACUUGGAAUAUUCAUUAUCUUCAGCUGGAGUUCUUUCAUAGGAUGCAUUUCAUUUACAGUAAACAGUUUCACAUACUUGUGUGCAUUGCAGAAUGUUCAGCUUGGAUUCACUCCUUAAUUAGAUCACUUUUUGCAAGUAAGUGUUAGAUUAUUAAGUUGGUUUGAGACGUAAUGUCUAAAAGGAGAAAAUUAAUGAAAAAUAGAGUGUAAAAGAAGGAGAAUGCAGUUAGCAAAUGAAAGCAAAAAUGAAAAUCUCUUUAGCUUUAUAGCUAUUGGGAGGAAAAUAUGUCUUGUCACUUAACAGUUCAAAUUUGCAAUAUAAGGUGGUGUGUCUAGCUUAAGAAAUUGAUGCAGGAUCAGACAAUGGUUUAUUUGAGAAAAUUAUGUAAAUACAUUAUUAAAUGUAUAUUUAUUUAAUAAAUAAAGGAAUUAAGUUAAAAUGA
Apus apus (common swift) is the source of this 1934-nucleotide messenger RNA. It is a transcript of the gene TCEANC, whose product is annotated as transcription elongation factor A N-terminal and central domain containing. The coding region runs from base 97 to 1179 and encodes 360 amino acids. The record is from RefSeq and is a predicted model, not a curated record. Lineage: Eukaryota; Metazoa; Chordata; Aves; Apodiformes; Apodidae. Gene Ontology annotation, cellular component: nucleus. Gene Ontology annotation, biological process: DNA-templated transcription. The transcript is spliced from 2 exons.